This is a messenger RNA of Drosophila ficusphila, 807 nucleotides long. RefSeq lists its product as uncharacterized. Lineage: Eukaryota; Metazoa; Arthropoda; Insecta; Diptera; Drosophilidae. The coding region runs from base 112 to 705 and encodes 197 amino acids. The transcript has a single exon. The record is from RefSeq and is a predicted model, not a curated record.
UUACACCCACUUUGUUAAAAGUAAGCCCGUUCGAAUAACAACUGCUCCAACUUUAAAUUCAUUGUUACUUAAAGAGACCAGGAUACUGAUAACAAACAUAAAUUUAUCACAAUGGUGCUUGUGCGGGGAAUGUACGAGACCUCGGAGCUGGCGGCGGGCUGCAUCGGAUGUGGUGGUCUCUACAUGGCUGGAUGCAAUUUGCUGCCCAUGCAACAUGUGCCCGAUCUUCCAGCGGCUUUGUUCGUCUUGUCAGUUGUGGUCAUAUUGCAUCAUCUGCGGGUGGUGAGCUUGCCUCCAUUAAAGGAGCUGUGGCGUCUACUGCUGGAGCUUGUGGUCCUCUACUUGUGCACCCAGGGCCUUGUGCUGAUUGUGUGGCAGCAGUUCCACUCCCUGAUUGACACGCUGCGGGAUGCGGCACUCAGCACUCGGAUGGCCAUGGAUCUUCUGGGUAGCCAUCCUAAGGUCUUCAUGUUCUUGCGUCAGGACCUCUGCUAUUUUGGGAAGCUUCUCGUAUCCUUGCUGUGCGCCUACCACGCAUUAACGUUUGCUAGCGCCUUGGAUUAUGCUAUUCCACAACGUCGCAGUUAUCGGUAUUACGAGGAUCUAACCACGAAUGAGAACUUCGCCAACGAACGAAAUCGCUCCACCAAAAGUAAACGAAAACCAUCAGCUUCCAAGCGUCCCACCCGGCGAACCAAAACUUAAAAGCAAGCGGAAGAAGCUUAUACUUUUUAUUCAUCCACUUUGAUUACCAAUUUUUAUGAUUUAUGAGCCAAAAAAUAAAUACAACCUAAUGACCAAGGUGAA